Messenger RNA from Jaculus jaculus (lesser Egyptian jerboa), 1947 nucleotides. It is a transcript of the gene Slc22a14, whose product is annotated as solute carrier family 22 member 14. The transcript has 11 exons. The record is from RefSeq and is a predicted model, not a curated record. Gene Ontology annotation, cellular component: membrane. NCBI's taxonomy places the organism in Eukaryota, Metazoa, Chordata, Mammalia, Rodentia, Dipodidae. Gene Ontology annotation, molecular function: transmembrane transporter activity. Gene Ontology annotation, biological process: transmembrane transport. Bases 1 to 1947 code for a protein of 648 amino acids.
AUGAGCCACCAGAACAAGACGGAAGAUAUAAAUAAGCUAGAAGAAGAGGACAACUUCCGUGGCGAUCUCAGAACCCAUGCUCUCAGAAAAGUCAGCCAGCAGGAGGGCUCCUGUCCUACUGGCUCUCAGUCCUUGGAGAAGUUACGGAGACUGAGGGCCUUGGACAGCAAGCAGGAUGACAAGUUAGCCAACGUCCUGGAUGCUGUGGGGGAGUUUGGCACCUUCCAGCGGAGGCUGGUGGCCCUCACCUUCAUCCCCAACAUGCUGUCGGCCUUCUUUUUGUACGCCGAUUACUUCGUGUUCACACACCAGACACCCUACUGCAACACCAGCUGGAUCCUGGCAGUGGGUCCCAACCUCUCCGAGGCUGAGCAGCUGAACCUCACCUUGCCCCGUGCACGCAAUGGCAGCUUCCAGACAUGUCUCAUGUACUUACCUGUGUCAUGGGACCUGAACUCUAUCAUCACCUUUGGCCUUAACUACACGGAAAUAUGUCAAGAUGGGUGGAUCUAUCCUGAUUCCAAGACGCGAUCGCUGGUCAACGAGUUUGACCUGGUGUGCGGCAAUGAACCAAGCAAGGAGAUGGUGCAUACCAUAAACCUGGCAGGCAUCCUGUCAGGGUCUCUUAUCUUUGGGUCCAUAAGUGACAGGUUUGGCCGCUAUCCAGCCGUCCUGCUGUCCCUGCUGGGAAUGGCCAUCUUCGGCUUUGGGACAGCGUUUGUGGGCAGCUUUCGCCAGUAUCUUUUCUUCCGCUUCAUGGUCUCCCAGGCAGUGGUGGGCUACGUCAUCAGCAGCGUGUCCUUAGUCAUGGAGUGGCUCGUGGGUGAGCACCGGGCCCACGCCAUCAUCCUGGAGCACUGCUUCUUCGCCGUGGGGCACUUGGCUGUCUCGGGCUUUGCCUACGGAAUCCCGCACUGGCGGCUGCUGUUCUUGGUGGGUGGGAUGCCCAUGCUGCCCUUCGUCUCCUACAUCUGGAUUGUCCAGGAGUCUCCGCGGUGGCUGAUGAUGAAAGGGAAGGUGGAGGAGGCCAAGAAGGCACUGUGCUAUGCAGCCGACAUGAACAAGACACUGAUUCCCCCGAGUCUGCUGAAAGAGCUGCAUCCACUGGGGAAGAAGCUGACUAAAGCCUCUAUCCUGGACUUCUACAACAACAAGCACCUCUUCAAGGUGGUCAUGGCGAUGGGCUGUGUUUGGUUCACUGUCAGUUAUACGUAUUUCUCAAUGAACCGCAAGAUGAAACAGUUUGGGAUGAACGUCUACUUUGGACAGGUCAUCCUUGGCAUAAUGGAUGUGCCUGCCCGGCUCUGCUACAUUUUCUUCCUUGAGCAGAUUGGGAGGAAGUGGAGCCUGACUUUGACUCUCACCCAAGCCACUAUCAUAAGCUUCAUCCUCUUGUUCCUCCCGCAAGAGCUGAAGUCCACCAUGGUCGUGGUGCUCGUGCUUGGGCAGUUCACGCUGGCCUCCACCGUCACCGUGUUCUUUAUCUACACGGCCGAGCUCCUCCCGACCGUCCUCAGGUCUACAGGUCUGGGAAUGGUGUCUCUGUCGUGGGCAGCGGGGGCCAUCCUGUCCUUGACCAUCUUCAGUCAGAUCUCGUCCCAGCUGCCCAUCUUUCUCUGCUGCAUCUGUUCCAUCCUGGCUUUAUGUUUCACCUCCUUGGUGCCCGAAACCCAAGACCAGCCCCUCUACGACAGCCUUCACCACCUCUCCAGGUCGAGCUUCCAAAAGGAUUCACUUGAAGAGAACUUUAACACCUACUGGAGGGAGAGCAGGGACCUCUCACCAAUGAAGACAGGCGAGGAGGAGUCCCUGUCUGAUGACGCGUCUGACGAAGGCCUGGAGAACACCGCUCCCGAUGACCCGCCUCUGAUUCUGGACCCCUAUGACCUCUCGGACGCUGCCCCAGAGAAACCCUACGACAUGGAAGAACCCAGUCUAGAUUCCUGA